Messenger RNA from Cuscuta campestris, 779 nucleotides. Lineage: Eukaryota; Viridiplantae; Streptophyta; Magnoliopsida; Solanales; Convolvulaceae. The record is from the annotation of a GenBank genome assembly.
GUUAGCUACUCCGUUCAGGUUCCGUCUCCAUUAAAACCCAUCUCUCUUUUGUGCAACGCCCCACAUCCACUCAUUAUCCAUCCAUCUCACGUGGAAAUAAAACAAAAAAGAAAAAGAAACCAUAGGAAGAGAGACCACCAGAGGAAGAUCGGGGGAAGACCAUCGGAGGAAGACCGCCGAACAUGAUUGGACUACGCUACUCCGUUUCAUCGAGCAAAUGGAUGUUCAUCAUGGACCUAUUUCACGAGAUGUUUUAGUUCUUGCACCCAGAGAGCAUAGGUGUGAUGCGAUCGGAGGGUGUCUUAUUCCGUUACAGCUUUGGGUAUGUGAACGUCUGCCUAUGACUAGACCUAGGAGCGUUGUACCAUUGGAGCAGCUGGUUAAUGUCCCAUACGCAGUCAGAUGUGUGUGUUAUCAUUGGUGGACAGAUUCUACGACACACUCCUCACAAGCAUACAGGGACCAGUUAGAUAGGUUGCUCGAGGGAGAUACAGUUUGGUGCCCGCCAAUGGGUUCUUCAAGAUGUUGUCUAUAUUGUAUGGCGGAUUGCUACCAGCGCCUUGAUCCAGGUAGGCAUCCGGAUGGUUUUGUACCUUCUCACGAGAUAGUGCGAGUUCAUGACUUGUUAGGGGAGUGUAUAUGUGCUCUUGGACAUGUUUCUAUCCUUGAUUACCCACAUGAUUAUCCUUGAUAUACAAAGCUGGCGAGGCCCCGAGCAGAAGCGAGUUUGACCAAUUGCUUCUCCAAAUAACGUCCAAAAAUCAAGAAGCUUACAGUGG